ACUCCUUUAAGUGACGCAAUUGAAUAGCUCCACCCAUAAAGCAACGCAGGCGAGGGAACCUCCGUGAUCAGUCAAAGAAACAAUGGGCUACUAAACUGGCUCCGUAUGAUUAAAGGUACUGUUUACGCAGAGAGCAGUGAAACCAAGCGAAACUACUGAGAGCGAAGGCCCUAGUGGAGACACAAAGCGGCAGGGAUAGGUUGUUGUGUGUUUUUAUCAUUUAAUUAACUUUAUCACGCGGUCGAUUUGGUACGAAUGCGCUGUUUAAGCCGACGAUAAAGCAGUAAGCCGCAAGCAGCCAAAUCCUCCCGUCUUUAGACCAUUCUCAUCGAUCGGGAAGCUGAUACAGACCCCGGCAGAAUAUCUGUCGAGUAUCCGAUUGUAAAUCGUCUGAUCUGAAUAACCGUUUGAUUGUGUGCUGACUUGUCCAAGCUAGACAUUAAUCGGUUGUUGUAAAAAGAACUAUUAUUAGCUACUGCUGCUUUUAAAGAAUCAACGAUCUUUAUAGAUCCGUGAAAAUAAAACCCGUUUGUCGUCCGUUGUAGCUGCAUAAAGUGUAACGUCACCAUUUUUCUGUUCCCGGUGGAUCCGUAAGCGAGAGCGCGCGACUGAAUAAUUUAGUCGGUGUAAAAUGAGCUCGGAGGAAGCGGCAGCACCGAACAAGAACACCGCCACCACUGAUGGGGAUGGCAUGUCCUGGUGGUACCGGUGGUUGUGUAAGACUGCUGCUGUACUGGGUGGAAUCUCUUGUGCUGUGAUGGGGGUUUGGAACUGUGUGACUGUGCACCCUUUAAAUAUUGCUGCAGGAGUGUGGAUGGUGUUGACAGCAUGUGUGUUGUUCAUCUGUGAAGUCCCAUUCUGCUGUCAGUUUGUGGAGUUUGCGAAUGCCGUAGCAGAUCGGGCAGACAGAAUGCGUCCCUGGCAGAAAGCAUUGCUUUACUGUGGGAUGGCGCUGUUUCCCGUAUUUCUCAGUUUUUCCAUCACCACGCUGUUUGGAAAUGCUAUCGCCUUUGCUACAGGAGUGCUUUAUGGACUUGCUUCUCUUGGAAAGAAGGGGGAUGCAGUUAGCUACGCUCGGCUGCAACACCAGAAACAAGCUGACGAAGAAAAACUCGCAGGCACGACAGAUGGCUCUGCUCCGUGACUUCUCUUCUUGUUACCUCUUGUUCUACUACCUCUCCUAUCCCUCACUCCAUCUUUGUGUCUGGGAGAUUCUUAUAAAACUUGUGUUUUAAUUUUUAUUUAUGUUAGAUUUCUUGCUUCCUGAUCAGACUUGGGAUCUAUGGUCUCUUAUGCUUCCAUGUUGUAUAUUCUCUGGUAUGGGAAUUUAUUUUUCUCCUGCAGGGGUACUUUGGUUGUGAUUAGUCUUUCUGCAGUGAAGUUUGAUUUUCCUUUUUAUUUAUAUGAACUAUAUGAUUCAGACACUAAACCAACCUCCUACACAGCCAUCGGAACAGAAAACCAGAAUGCAUGAUAUAGACUGAUGUUCAGUUCUCUUUUACAUUCAUAUUUACACAAUCGCUAACUGCAGCUAUAAGGCCUUGUGGCAGGUGAUAUUUUUUCACCUUAAUCCUCCAUUUGUAGAUUAAGACUGAGACUAGAAUAGGAUUUCCCCUGUAUGCUAUUUAUAAAUAAUUUGGACUGGGAAUGUCAAGUUCAAUAUGGAAGAUUAAUGUGUAUUUUGUUUGUUUCUGUCAGCAACCAGACAGAAUGCAUCAAUUGUUUGUUUUAAACAAGAAUCUGGUGUUUAAUGGAACUAGUGAAACUGUGAUUUUGACAUCAGUACUUAAAGGGACAAGACAUUGUAUAUGGAUACAGCGCAUAAAACUAGCUCACUAGAUCACAUGUCCCCACACAUGAUUCUGGAGUACCACUUGGCCUUUGUAUUUUAGCCUUUGUAAUUUAGUGUGUAUUGCUGCUCCAAUACGUCCAAGUGGAAGUGGUGUUAAUGCCAUUAUAAAUACCAAAAUAAUCAGGACAGCAUGUAGGAACUCCGGGAUGAGGACUGGGAACCUGUGAGCAACAUAAUAAUGAGGCUUAUGCUUUUGCUAGGUUGCAUAAAGCUGUUCACUCUUUUAUAUAAACAUGGAACUAAGCAAAAUGGCAAAAUCAUCAGUGUUAUUAAACAUAGCCUUCUAGCUAAUUAAAAUUUUAGUCCUGAGUCUUGUCAUGUUGAAAGAUGGCGGAGUUGCAGCACAUCUUCUGAACUUCCUAUGUUUUGAAAAUAAACCCUGUUAAAAUGUAGCAAAGAAUGCUAGCGCAUUAGUAUACUUUUAGAACAUAGAAUUUUUAGUGAUGUUCAGUUGCAGCCCAUUACAUGUACCAUCUUGAAUGUACAGAAAAAACAACAACUGUGCCUUAGGAAGAGGCCAGAACUAUUAAGCAGAAUAGGAAAUUGAUGGUUGCAGCAGAAUUAAUGAAAGUGAGUUUCAUUUUAGAAACAAAAACACUUACUGAAGGCUGGGCCUAUUAUCAUACCCCAAUUAGGACCCGGCCAGCUGACAACCUCCUUUACUCAUACUUUAUACAAACCAGCAUUAAAACUCUUGGUUGAAGUCAGCAUGUUGUGAGGUCAAACAUAUUCCUAAAGUAAAUAAAUUUCUUCAAAUCCAGGUUUAACUGUUUUAACCUGUCUUCAGUUGAUUAGCCAUAUACACCAGCAGAAAAUCCUUUAUCGUACAUGUGCUGCCUGCUGUUUACACUUUGGUAGGCAACACAGAAUCCCUGUGUAGUAGGAGAAUUUUAGAAUAAAAAAAAGAUUUGCUAAGUUUAUUUAAAAUUAUAACUAAUUCUGAAAAAAAUCUAAUUGACACCUGGAUAUCAUGAUAUCAGAUUGGUAAUUUCUUCAAAUUAUGCAUGUUGGAGGUGGAAGUACAUUCAGAAUUUUAUUAUUAUUAUUUGUAAAACUAAUAUGUAGUAAUAUGUAUGCAAAAUGUCAGGCCUCCCCAAAUUAUACCAAAACAAGUAGCAGCAUUGUAGACAUGUGAAAGGUAAAUGGGUACUACAUACUAUUUAUAGUUUUUUAAUAGCUGACUUAAUGCUCUUAAUUUUGAAGACAAAAAGGGCAAUGAUGCCAUUUUUUAAACCAGUAAUUCUAAUCUUUAAGUCAUUGUUUUAUCCAUGGAAUGCCCUAAAUCUUGCAUAGCAACCAAAUCUUAUUUUUAACUGACUAUAUUACUUUAAGGUGGGCUUAUUGUUUUUUUUUUCUCUGUGCCGUGGAUGAAAUUGUAGUGUUUUUUUUUCUUUUGAUUUAUUUAUUUUUGUAGUCCUGCUUUGGGGGUUACACUUUUGCAGUAAAAAAAUCCAUUAGAACAGCAUGCCCAUUGUGGUCAGUUUCUAAACAAGGGGAAUAAAUGUGAACAAGCCAACUACUUGUUUGGAAACUUUUUUCACUACCACUUGCAAUGUAGACUUCUGUUAAUGUGUGGUGGGUAUUCUAUGAAUAGAACAUUGAUGUACAUAACAACAAGCAUGACAAAUACAAAAUAAUGACUUGAACAAACACUACACUUCAGGGUUCUGUACAAUUCUUGUUGCACUAUAUAAAUAAAUAAUUCCAUAUUAAGAAAUAA
Molecule: messenger RNA, 3572 nt
Organism: Clarias gariepinus (North African catfish)
Lineage: Eukaryota; Metazoa; Chordata; Actinopteri; Siluriformes; Clariidae
Gene: cacfd1
Product: calcium channel flower domain containing 1
Exons: 5
Coding region: 632-1144 (170 amino acids)
Biological process (GO): vesicle-mediated transport
Cellular component (GO): membrane
Source: RefSeq, a predicted model, not a curated record